AUGAUUGCUGAUAUUUGGUGGAAUGAUAUAAAACCUUAUAUACCACCCAAGGAAGCUGAAAAAGAUCAGAUAGAGACUGCUUCACAGGCAGAAAAAGAAGGAGAAGGUUUAAUGAAAUAUACAGAAGAUCAUACUGAGUAUAGAUAUAUACAUAAUUUAAGAGAAUUAUUAAAGAGAUUAUAUUUUAUUGCUAGUGAAGAAAAAGCAGGAAAUAAUAAUUUUCAUAAUGAAAAGAUUGGUAUUGUACAUUUUUUUAGUUCUGAGUUGGAAAGAUUAGCUAGUACUCCACAAGGAAUUGAGUAUUAA
This is a messenger RNA of Macrosiphum euphorbiae (potato aphid), 306 nucleotides long. Lineage: Eukaryota; Metazoa; Arthropoda; Insecta; Hemiptera; Aphididae. The record is from the annotation of a GenBank genome assembly.